This is a messenger RNA of Talaromyces stipitatus ATCC 10500, 585 nucleotides long. RefSeq lists its product as uncharacterized. The transcript is spliced from 3 exons. The coding region runs from base 1 to 585 and encodes 194 amino acids. The record is from RefSeq and is a predicted model, not a curated record. Lineage: Eukaryota; Fungi; Ascomycota; Eurotiomycetes; Eurotiales; Trichocomaceae.
AUGUUCAAAUUCCUUCGAGUGAGCAAGCACGGCAUCCUAGGUGUCAGCUACCACAUCUUUCGUGUCGCGGAGUUCAUAACCCUGAUUGCCAUCAUCGGUCUGACAGCUUCAUUUGUCUCGUCCUUGGUCGAUGCGGAUGUCACGCCUCCAUCUAUCCUUGUUGCUAUUUUGGCCCUCGUUUCUCUCACCGAAGUAUACAUAAUAAUCACUUCAAUCCUCUUCUACGACCACAAAAUGCCCUUCAUAUGGGCUCUAUGUACCGACUCGCUCAUCCUAGCUGGUCUCAUCGUCAUUGCCGUUGAAGCUGGAAAACCGCUCUCAUACCUACGCUGUUCGGAUAUUGGCUCUUCUAAUAGUGCGUUCAUGUUUGAGUCUACACUGUCAAACCUGGCUGGUGUUCUGAGUGCUGGUUCGGUGUUUUCGAAGUUUAUUGCAUCGGCGAGACAUGUUUGUAUUGAGAUGAAGGCUAUUUGGGGUUUGAUUAUUGCUAAUUGUAUCUUCUUUGCUUUUACCGUUCUCACCGGCAUGAUUCUUUCCUUGAUGGACAGACGUGCCAAGAGGGUGAAGAAUAACAACGACUUCUAA